Messenger RNA from Cooperia oncophora, 195 nucleotides. The record is from the annotation of a GenBank genome assembly. Lineage: Eukaryota; Metazoa; Nematoda; Chromadorea; Rhabditida; Trichostrongylidae.
AUGCCUAAAAAUAGAUACUCAGAUGUAGUUUGUGCCGAUUCGACACGUGUAAAAUUGAAAUUGGGUGAAGAAGUCUAUGGUGACUAUAUCCACGCCAAUUACGUCAUUUCUCCACUAUUAACAACCAAAUUUAUUUGUACUCAGGUACGUGGACCACUCAUUCAUUUGGCCAGCUGUCUCUGUGUUUUCACAUUA